GCGUUAGCCGCAAGGAAUGUGCUCAAGCGCGUGAGGACAUAAAGAGAAAGACGUAGUCACUUGUCUUUCGCAGGGACGUGUAUCACAUGGCAAAUGUGCGAAUUCUGAAGUGUGAAAUACUAUUUAGUUGCAGUCCCAUGAUGGAUUCACCAUUUUAAAGGAGAACCGGGUUUCUGUCCUUCAAAGGCCAUACAGCGGUUUCUGAAGAAACAGUUUUUGCCAAUCCAAUCCAGCCAGAAACGACCCUGAAGAUGUCUUCUAAAAAUGCACCCCUCCUUCAAGCGGUCUACGUGACGGUGUUAGUCUACAUCCUGGUGCAAAUCCACUUGACCGGGGUUUUUGUCAUCACUUUCAACAGCAGUGUGUCCGAUUUGGGGAAUAAUGAGCAGUAUGACGCCUUGAAAGCCUACUCUCAAUCUCGGUUGGUUUAUUUUAAAAGAAGCAGAAGUCAAUCAGACGACGCAAUUAUAAACCACGAUACAGAUAAGUCACGUGAUCCUGAGGUCGCUUCCGACAUGUGGAACUCACUCGAUGUAGACAGCAUGCGCACUAUAGGCGGCUAUUUAAGCAAUCAGGACAGCAAACACGUUCUUAAAAAAGAGGUGUCCCAGCAAGCUUAUGGAGUCCACAAAUUCCAAAAUCAUGCGCAGCAAACGGAAAUAAGUUUACCUCUAGUUGGACGCAACCAACCGCUUUCAACUGCAACAUUCCCCAAAGCAUUGGGAUUUAAAUAUGACGCAUUCAAAAUGGCCGAACCGAACUGCGUGGACGAGGAGGACUUACAAAAAUUCCGCAAACAUCCACACAACGUUCAACUUAUGCAACAGAAGGACAAACAGCUUAGAGGCGUUAUACGGAUUGUUGACAAUGGCGUCUUCCAUGGUUCGUUCCGCCCUCCUGGGUGCGGCUGGGAGAGUGCUUUUGAUGAAAUAAAAUCAGAAAACUUAUCCUGGCCUGCAGCUGUCCAUUUUGAUGUUUUGUGCCCACUGAUUGUCCCCGGCGGAUCCUCUUUCCAACAUUUCUUAGACGGUGUUCUGCCCAAGAUUGUCCAAGCCCAUGAUCUGUUGCGGAACAAAGGCGUAAAAAUCUUGAUACCUCGCAACAGAGAUAAAAUUAUAUUGGAGAUCUUGGGAGCACUUGGUAUCGAAAAAGAUAUGAUUCUUUUCCACGCUGGUGGAAUUUAUACAGCAAGGAAGAUGAUCUACACGUGUAUAACGCCGCCAUUACACCCGACCCUGUGGCAAAAUGCACACAAACUUAUGAACGCUCCUGAAAAACUCCCUGUACCUCGUGAGGAGGCAUAUGUCAUUUUGUUAACCAGAAAACAGAGUCAUAAUGGGGGAAGAAACAUGCUGAAUCAGAUAGAAGUACAGGCGUUUCUAGAAAAAAGAUACGGGAAGGAGAAAAUUAUAGUCUACCCGGGAAGGUACAACCUCACAACAUCUGUGAGCGUUUUUGGGCGUGCGCGCUUAAUGAUUGGUGUUCACGGAGGCGCCCUCUAUAAUCUAAAUUUUGCCUCAAGCGACGUCAGUGUUGUAGAAAUACUUCCGUCAGAUGGCGCAGGUAACCCUCUGCCCCAGGGAAUCGCUCACACCAUCUUUUGGUCCAUGUGCAAUAUGUUGAAUCAGUCGUAUUGGAGAAUUUAUAAUAAAGCGGAAACACGGAAUGGUAACGUAAUUGUGGAUCUCUUCAAACUGGGUCGGGUUUUGGACAGGAUUGACCAGCAGUUCGGAUAUUUUUUAACAAAUUAGUAUAAUUUAUUAUAGGUUCUAUUAAACGUGAUAAUAACUGAAAUCUGUAAAAUAACGUAUUUUAUAAAAAUAUUUUCAUGAAUGCUCUCUUUUUUUUUUUUUUUU
Messenger RNA from Lingula anatina, 1856 nucleotides. RefSeq lists its product as uncharacterized. Lineage: Eukaryota; Metazoa; Brachiopoda; Lingulata; Lingulida; Lingulidae. Gene Ontology annotation, molecular function: glycosyltransferase activity. The record is from RefSeq and is a predicted model, not a curated record.